Messenger RNA from Meloidogyne enterolobii, 1050 nucleotides. The record is from the annotation of a GenBank genome assembly. NCBI's taxonomy places the organism in Eukaryota, Metazoa, Nematoda, Chromadorea, Rhabditida, Meloidogynidae.
AUGAAGCUGCCGUUAUUGCUAUUGUACCAUUUAGCAACAUAUCUUGUCCACCUCUUUAAAUUUAUUAUUAUAAUCGACACAUCAUUUGCUGAUAUUGUUCACAUGCCGAUCAAAAUAAACAGUGAACACAUAAUAUUCGGACGCCACAGGAGACAAUCAACAUUGCUUUGUCGUCAUUUCUCUACAGCAAUUGGCUGUGAAAAUAAUGAUAAUCAUGAUAAUGAACGAGAAGGCCACAAGCAGAGACAAGAGAGAUAUUAUUCGGUUCCCGUGAUGCGGUCAGAAAGAAUACAACCACAGUACUAUGGACAGUCAACACCUCUCCUGUGGAACUCAUUAUUGCCGAAAUGCAGGGCGUUGGUUUAUAAAAAUGGAGACUUCUUCAAGAUAAUUUAUAUGAUACAAAUUGUAAUAUUAUUUAGAUGUGAUGCCACUGAUGAAAAUUGUGUUCAGCUCCGAAUCACAAUCAGAAAUUGCAACGACGACGAGGAAGGAAGUUACUGGACGAGAAUGAUUUCAACACAAGGACCACACCAGCCAACACCCGCACCGCCAACUCCGCCUUAUCUUCCUUAUCUCCCUCCACCAACUGCUCCAAUACCUCCGCCACCGCUAACACCAUAUCCACCGCCACCACCGUUACCGCCGCUACCAUCCCUUCCACCACCAUUACCUAUGCCACCUCCCCCUUGUAUAUCUAUAGGCUCGCCGUGUCCAACAAAUGCCUUUCUUAUCACUGUUCGCCCUGUUCAAUCUGGUGGCAUUGCUUUUCUACCAGCAUCAUCUACUUCAUUAGCCUAUUCACCAACAUACUCGUCAUCACAAACAUUUUCAUCUCCACCGGUGCUACCUUUCGCAUUUCAACAUUCACCCUCGGUAGCACCUUUAUCAGAGCAAGUAUUUCACCAAUCAAUGAUGCCAAUACAACCGAACAUUCCCUGCCAACCGUGUUGCCGAAAAUGUUCGCCUUUGUGCUUGCCAUCAUUUGAAGUGCUAGGCUGCGAUGAAAAUCCAAUACCCGAUUAUGGUGGACAUGUCGAGAAUGGAUGA